Micropterus dolomieu (smallmouth bass) is the source of this 4070-nucleotide messenger RNA. It is a transcript of the gene yme1l1b, whose product is annotated as YME1-like 1b. Gene Ontology annotation, molecular function: ATP-dependent peptidase activity; metalloendopeptidase activity; ATP binding. The record is from RefSeq and is a predicted model, not a curated record. Gene Ontology annotation, cellular component: mitochondrial inner membrane. Lineage: Eukaryota; Metazoa; Chordata; Actinopteri; Centrarchiformes; Centrarchidae. The coding region runs from base 174 to 2333 and encodes 719 amino acids. The transcript is spliced from 18 exons. Gene Ontology annotation, biological process: protein quality control for misfolded or incompletely synthesized proteins; mitochondrion organization.
UUAUUUUACGCUGUGAGCAUCUGGUCAGGAUAGACCACCGCUGAAGUUCGCAGAUUGCUAUGCCUGCUACAGAAAGAUAAAGUGAAAGAAAUAACUUACGGACCUUUUACUCACAGGGACAGUGGUAUAACUUGCGUAGCUUGACGGCCGUUUUGUAACAGUGAGGAUUAAAAAUGUUUUCUCUGACUGCCCAACCACAGGUAACUGUACCUCUUAGCCACCUCAUCAACAUCCUCCACUCUGUGAAGAGUACAGUUGGAAGCAGCAGCAGUGCCACCCACAAAUCAAGAAAACCCAAGGGGCAUGCCUCAGACUCAGAACUACACUGUGCAGAGCCCAUGUGGAACCUGCGUGAGCUUGGAUUAUCAGACCUGGGAGCACUACAGCUGGAAGAGCUGGCAAACCAUGUGUUACCACGCUGGAGUUCACAGGAGGCGCCACUUCCAAUGGGUGCACAGACAGCCUGGAGGACCUCACAUCUUUCUACACACUCAUUUUUCUAUAAUAAGCAUGGCUUCUCAUGUGGUACAAUGCUGAUGUCGGCCACAGUUUUUUCCAGGCAGCACCUUUCACCUCUUCAGUCUGUCUGCACAGAGCUACAACACUGGCCAGUGUGGGUCCAGAGCAGAGGUUUUAAAACUUUAAAGAGCAAAACCAGACGACUGCAGUCAGCUUCCGACCGCCCCCUGGAAUCUGAAGGGUUCACACCAUCUUUUAUGAAGGGUUUCCUGACACGUGACAAAGGGAUUGAAGUUGAAAAUCUAGACAGCUUGUUGAAGAACAAGAACAUACCCGAUGGACAGCAGGAUGCUUUCAAGAGGGGCUUCGCUGAGGGAUUCCUGAAAGCGCAAGCCUUAACACAACGCACACAAGACUCUCUGAGGAGGACUCGUCUAAUCCUGCUGGUGCUGCUCCUUGUUGGGCUCUAUGGGAUCUCCAAGACCCCUUUCAUAUCGGUGCGGUUCCGAACCACAUCAGGCCUGGACUCAGCAGUGGACCCUGUGCAGAUGAAAAACGUGACAUUUGAGCAUGUCAAAGGGGUAGAUGAAGCUAAGAAUGAGCUGCAGGAAGUGGUGGAGUUCCUGAAAAACCCACAGAAGUUCACAGUAUUGGGAGGAAAGCUGCCAAAAGGUGUAUUGCUGAUUGGCCCUCCAGGGACUGGAAAGACUCUAAUGGCCAGAGCGGUGGCAGGAGAGGCAGAUGUGCCAUUCUACUAUGCCUCAGGGUCAGAGUUUGACGAGAUGUUUGUUGGAGUGGGAGCCAGCCGCAUCAGGAACCUUUUCAGGGAGGCUAAAGCCAAUGCUCCCUGUGUGAUCUUCAUUGAUGAACUGGACAGUGUGGGUGGGAAAAGGAUUGAGUCUCCCAUGCACCCUUACUCCAGACAGACUAUCAACCAGCUACUUGCUGAGAUGGAUGGGUUUAAACCAAAUGAAGGCGUGAUCAUAAUUGGAGCAACCAACUUCCCAGAGGCGUUGGAUAAUGCCCUUAUCCGCCCGGGACGUUUUGACAUGCAGGUGACGGUCCCCAAACCAGAUGUGAGAGGACGCACAGAGAUCCUCAACUGGUAUCUAAAGAAGAUUAAAGUGGAUCCAGCAAUUGAGGCCAAUAUUAUUGCCCGGGGCACAGUGGGCUUCUCCGGCGCUGACCUGGAAAAUCUGGUCAACCAGGCUGCCCUGAAGGCAGCAGUUGAUGGCAAAGACAUGGUCACCCUGAAGGAGCUUGAGUUUGCUAAGGACAAAAUCCUCAUGGGCCCUGAGAGAAGGAGUGCAGAAAUAGACGACAGGAAUAAGCAGAUCACAGCGUACCAUGAAUCAGGCCAUGCAAUUGUAGCUUACUACACCAAAGAUGCCAUGCCUAUUAACAAGGCUACUAUCAUGCCCAGAGGCCCAAGUCUGGGACAUGUGUCCAUGCUCCCGGAGAAUGAUCGCUGGAGUGAGACUCGCUCUCAGCUGCUGGCCCAGAUGGACGUCAGUAUGGGCGGCCGUGUAGCAGAGGAGAUUAUGUUUGGUCAAGAGUAUAUCACAACUGGUGCAUCAAGCGACUUUGAUAGUGCCACAAAGAUUGCUAAACUGAUGGUGACCAGAUUUGGAAUGUGUGAAAAGUUAGGUGUGAUGACCUACACUGACAUGACGGCCCAGAGCCCAGAGACACAAUCAGCUGUGGAGCAUGAAAUCAGGGUGUUAUUAAAGGAUUCUUAUGAGCGAGCCAAAGCCCUGCUAAAGUCUCACGCCAAAGAGCACAAAAAACUGGCAGACGCUCUGCUCAUGUAUGAGACACUGGACGCCAAAGAGAUCCAGCUGGUCCUGGAGGGCAAGACCCUGGAGACCAGAUGAAACUGGCCAGGGCCGCAACAAUCGGGGUAGCAACGGGGAGGGGUCCGGUUUUAAGAGCUCAGGGGUCAAUAGAAGAAAUAAUGGACUCAGAUCUUGAGCAGAAUCAGAGGAGUCAGACGUCAUGGCGCUGCAAGUGCUCAUGUGGGAUGAUGUCAUAUCUUUAUGCUGUCACCUUUGUGUAAUCUCAUCAAUAUUCCCAGAUAAGUAGUUUUGUUGAAUUAACGGUAAACUUUCCUGUGCUCAGGUGAGGCAGGUGUGUGGUGUACAGGUUCAUUGUAAGGCUGAAAAGUUAUAUGCCAAAUGGUAAAGAUGUUGCUCAGGUCACUUUAACAGUUGUAAAAGGAAAUAAUACAUGAAUGUAAUGAUGCACCUCAAAAACGGCAUCCUGAUAGGAUUCAGCCAGGUCUGUGUAGAUUCUGUCAAAGAGAAAUCCUGAGUGGCGGUUAUCUAUCUUUCAAUCCAAAGAGCCACUGUGUAAUGAUGGCAACUAGACCUGAACUAAAUCUGAGCUCCUAUUUGUCAGGUGUCUUCCAGUGUUUGUGUUCAUAUCUGUGAUUUGUCUAGUAUAUGUUCAAGGUCAGGCUGUAUGUAGCUCCUGUGUUUCUGAAGUUGCCACCUUGCUGUCAAAAUGGUGUGCUGCACUUUGUCUUUCCCUCUGCUUCUUUGUCUGGGAUGAAUGGAAUAUCCAUAUAAAAUAUAUAUAUAUAUAUAUCUAUAUCUCCAUUCUCCUUGCCUGCUGUACCCUUCUGCUGUCCCUGUUAGUUAUUUUUAAAGGUGGCCUUUUGGGGAAUGCCCUGUAAGUGUAAACUUGACUUAGGAAGUGUAUAAAGUUUAAACUAACGUCUAAGCACUUUGGACAAGUGUACAAAUACAAAAAUGCACUUGUGCACUCUUCAUGUAAUUUAUUUUGUUUAUGCUGCUCAGCCUAAAAACAUGCAUCACAUACUGCUGUGUUUAUGUAGUGAUGCAUUGGAGUCUUUAGGAUUUUAAAGUUAUAACGUUGCCUAAGCUAUUUAAAUAGGGAUGGGCCUCCUGAAAAGUCUCUGAGCGAAAUAUCUGUUUUUCUUGCAAAUUAGUGGAUCAAAGACUCUCAGUCAUGGGGCAACAUUCAGACAAACAACAAAGGCCUGUUCAGUCUUUCAGUUUCCAUCGCUGUCUACUUGUCACUUCUAGUGCUCUGUUCCUUUCUGUUUCAACAUGUUUUUCACAGUGCAGUGGAAGAAAGAUGCCAAUGUGCUCUGUGUAUAAAGGAAGUGAAGCUGUAACAAAUAUUAAUUGUGAAGUAGAUAUCCUUGAUUCUAAAUAUUUUUUUCAACACAGAUUGUAGGUAGGAACUUGCAGUUAUGCCUCUGUUAAAAUCUUUAUUUGUCUCAAGUGAAUAGUAACAGUGUAUGAAAUCCAUAUUUUAGCAUUUUGGAACAUUUAUUUCACUGAAGGUAUAGCUCUUGUCAAGAUUAACACCAGCAUAUGUUGAACUUAACAGUGUUACAUUUUCUGCUGUUUUUUGCUUCAGUUUGACACCAUUACUACUGUUAAUUGACCAUUUAUCCACAUUUAGCUGUGUGUGUAUAUGACUGGGAUGUAAUGGGAACCUUGUAUAUAGAUGUAUAGUAAUGCUUUUAUGCUGUUAGUGAAUGGAUCUCUGCUGUUGAUUGAUUAAAUCUCUCAACAAUGUGAUGGCAGUGGUAAAUGACUGUAUAUGCACGAGAAAUAAAUAAAAAGAAGCCCAAAUAAAAA